CGGCGAGGCGGGAAGUAGCACAGCCCUCACUCUCGCGAUAGCUGCCUGGUGCCGCCCCCCGGCGUUGUAACGGCCGUUACCUGGCCGUCGCUGUUUACGGUGGCGUAGCCAAUGGGAAGGCAGGGCGUGUGGGCGGGACUGGGACGCGCGGCCAAUAGGAAGGAGGGGCGGUGCGUUUAAACGGCGUGUGCGCCCAGCCAGCGGCCUGUGGCGGUUCUGUAGCCAUGCCCAGCCGCCCCGACGACUACGAGGUGCUGCUCACCAUCGGCGCCGGCUCCUACGGCAGGUGCCGCAAGGUGCGCCGCAAGGCCGACGGCAAGAUCUUGGUAUGGAAGGAGCUGGACUAUGGCUCAAUGACAGAGGCAGAGAAACAAAUGCUCGUUUCCGAAGUGAAUUUGCUACGCGAGCUGAGACACCCGAAUAUCGUCCGCUAUUACGAUCGCAUCGUCGACAGAAGCAGCACAACUCUCUACAUCGUGAUGGAGUAUUGCGACGGUGGCGAUCUGGCAAGCUUAAUUGCAAGGUGCACCAAACAAAGGCAUUAUUUGGAAGAAAGCUUUGUUCUCAGAGUGUUGACUCAAUUAACAUUGGCCUUGAAGGAGUGUCACAGACGGAGUGAUGGUGGAGUCACUGUGCAUCGUGACCUAAAACCAGCAAAUGUCUUUCUGGAUGGCAAGCAGAAUGUGAAACUUGGAGAUUUUGGACUAGCUAGAAUAUUGCACCAUGACACCAGCUUUGCCAAAACAUUUGUUGGGACUCCAUAUUACAUGUCUCCAGAACAGAUGAACCAUAUGUCAUACAAUGAAAAAUCUGAUAUCUGGUCUCUGGGAUGUCUCCUGUAUGAAUUGUGUGCUCUUUCGCCUCCGUUUAAAGCUUACAACCAAAAGGAGCUGGCAGAAAAGAUAAGGGAAGGGAAGUUCAGACGAAUACCAUAUCGUUACUCAGAGCAGUUGAAUGAACUUCUCAAAGAGAUGCUGAAUGUAAAGGAUUAUUGCCGACCUUCUGUUGAAGAUAUUCUGCAGCACCCCUUGAUAGCAGACUUGGUGACAGAAGAACAAAGACAAAAUUCUGAUAAAAGAGGCUGGAGAUCAUGGGAGCCAGAAAAACUGCAGCAUUCGGAUGCUGCAAUGAGCGAGCUGAAACGGAAGGAACAACACUUACAGGAGCGAGAACAAGCCAUUAAAGAGAGAGAACAACGUUUGGAGCAGAGAGAACGGGAACUCUGUGUUCGAGAGAGACUGGCAGAAGACAAACUUGCUAGAGCUGAAAACUUGAUGAGGAACUACAGUCUCUACAAACAGCAGAUUGCAUUAGCUUGUGCAGAUGGUCCAGAUAACGCACUCCUACUCCCCUUUUCUACAACCAAGAAGAAAGUACACUUUGGAAGUGAAGAGAACCUUGUGCCUCCUUGUAAUGUGGAAAACCAUCCCCUUUCUAAAGGGAAGUCAUCUGAUCUCAGAAAACGUCUAUAUGCUGCAAAUCUACGGGCUCAAGCACUGUCUGAACUGGAAAAAAACUAUCAACUAAAGAGCAGACAAAUCCUGGGCAUGCGCUGAAACUAAUAGAGAUGUAAAGUAUUUAACUUUUAAAAGUUGAUUAAAUGUAUGGGAAGAUACUUGUGCUUCCCUCUUUUAAGUUGGAACCUACUGAAAAUUUAUUAUAACAGUUGUUAUACAAACUUGUAGUCUAUAGGUAGUUCACGAUAAAGGCUUAAGAGAUUAUAUUAUGAAAGCAGGUAGUUUUGAUACCAAAUUAAACAAAUUGAAUUAUUUGUAUUAUUCAAGAAAAUAUAUUUUAGUUCUUCUGUUUACUGUACAUUACUCUUCUGAAAAUAUAAAGAAUGAAUAUUGUAAAACAGAUACUUUUAAGAUCCGAUGUAAAAAACUUUUCAGAUAAAAAUGUACAGAUUCACAAUCUGUAGGUUAAAACGAUGCUGUAUGUAACACACAGUACUUGAUUAAAAAAAAGUAUUGAUAUUUUA
This is a messenger RNA of Falco peregrinus (peregrine falcon), 1981 nucleotides long. It is a transcript of the gene NEK2, whose product is annotated as NIMA related kinase 2. Bases 225 to 1556 code for a protein of 443 amino acids. The transcript is spliced from 9 exons. Gene Ontology annotation, molecular function: ATP binding; protein kinase activity. The record is from RefSeq and is a predicted model, not a curated record. Gene Ontology annotation, biological process: protein phosphorylation. NCBI's taxonomy places the organism in Eukaryota, Metazoa, Chordata, Aves, Falconiformes, Falconidae.